AUGAGCGAUUCUUGCGGGGGCAUCAGGUGGGGAUGAAAAUGGAGGAACGGGGCCCAGCAGGCUGCGUGCAAGGAGAACGUUCACAGGGUGUGCGAAAAGGCCCUCACCUCCUCCAGGCUGUGAUUAUUGGAGAAGACGCUCAGAGGAUCCCGGUAGUGCAGAUUAAACAGGAACCGGAGGAGGGGGAACUCCAGCAAUGGGAAGUGCAGUGGCAGGAGUUUCUCAAGACUGUGGAAGCACCUCAGUCAGGCUGGGUGAUCCCUCAACUGCCGGAGGAACCCGCCCCCUGGGACGACACCAAGGCCUUCCUGGCCUCCUUCGAGCAGGUGGCCGAGGCCUGCCGGUGGCCCAAGGAAGAGUGGGUGGCCCGGCUCCUGCCAGCCCUCAGCGGAGAAGCCAGGCAAGCCUUUAGAAGCCUGGAGGCCCAAGACAGAGAGGAUUAUGGGAAAGUGAAGGCGGCCAUCCUGAGAGGGGAUGCCCUGAGCCGGGAGAAGAACCGGCAACACUUCAGGUGCUUCUGCUACCAAGAGGCUGAGGGGCCGAGGGGGGCUUACAGCCAGCUCCAGGAGCUUUGCCACCGGUGGCUGAAGGUGGACCGGCACUCCAAGGAGCAGAUCCUGGAAACGCUGAUUCUGGAGCAGUUCCUGAUCAUCCUGCCCCCGGAGAUCCAGAGAUGGGUGAGAGAAUGUGGCCCAGGGACGUGCCCCGAGGCCGUGGCCCUGGCUGAGGACUUCCUGCUCAGGCAGCAAGAGGCACGCCAAUGGGAAGAAGAGGUGCGGACUCCAAGUUCCGUAAAGGCUGAGCCAACUCCCCUUGGCUUUGGGGAGAAGCAGGUCGAGGCCAAGCAGGAUUCAAAUGCCAGGCUGCUGGGUUACAUGCAAGUGUGUGAAAGUGGAGAGAAUGUUCUGGAAUAUCCUGAGCCAAGUGAGGUCAGAGAGAACUUUCUGGAACGUUCCGAGCCAGUAAAGCCCCAAAGGAGAGCAACCAAAGUUGUUUCCCAAGUUGGGGAUGAGGGCAAAAUGGCUGAAGAUCAGGACAGACUAAAGAGGCAGCAGAGAAGCCAUCUGAGGAAUGGCACAAGAGAUUCCACUCCGAGUGUGACAGACAAGAUCCUUGGCGAAUGCGUCUUAGGACACAAGCAAGAGGCAUACAUGAUAGUCGAGGAAGUCUUUGGGGAGGUCCCAGGACUUUCCGGCCACGAACGAGUCCUUAAUCGCGAGAUGCCGUUUCAGUGCGGGAAACUCCUCGUCUGCAAGGACCAGCUUACGAGACACCAGAGAAUCCACCCUCUGGAAAGUCCCUGCAAGCGCUCUUAUUGUGGGAAAGCUGUGUGUGAAACCUUCCACGAGGGAGCCCAUGUCGAGAAGAAACCCUUCCAGUGCUCAGCCUGCGGGAAGUGUUUCAGCCGAAACUCACUCCUCAUUAAGCACGAAAGGAUCCACGGGGGGGAGAAACCGUACACCUGCUCCACCUGCGGAAAGAGCUUCGUUUACAGUUGGAACCUCAUCAAGCAUAAAAAGAAGCACACGGGAGAGAAACCCCACCAGUGUUCCGCCUGUGGAAAAACCUUCUUUGAACGUUCGGACCUUAUAAGGCACGAGAGGACCCAUACAGGCGAAAAGCCGUACCGAUGUUCCCACUGCUGGAGACGUUUCAGUCAGAAGUGGCUCCUGAUUAAACACGAGCGAACCCACGUGGAGUAGAGGCUGCGUGGGCAGAAGGCCUGUUUGUGCCCAGGCAGGAGAGAAACCGAAAAAAUCGGGGUGGGCCAAAUUGUCGUCGUCGUCUGGUAACACAUUCCCUUGAACCUAAUCUGUCAGGGUCUGCGUGCUUGCGGCGGGCAGAGCUGAGGCCAGUGGUGGGUGGAACGAGAGAAAAAUGGGUGGCUUUCCUCUCCCUCCCUCUACCACCACACUUUCUCUCUCUCUCCUCCGCACUUCACCCCUUCACGCUCCCUCUCUUCCACCAAAAAGUUGCAGGGGAAAGAACACUUGCAUUGAACGGAUCGCUUCCAGAACAUUUUUGAAACUAAGUCUAGGUCCACAUAAUUUUUGCCCGGUGGCUCACAGUUUGCUUACCCUUGGAUAAGCGCAUAGGAAGAGGUACAUUUGCAAGUCAUUUCUCGCUCAGUAUUAAAGAAUCUUCAACAGAGAGAAGCUGCAGGCACCUCGUAAGAUGACUCAGGGAAAAAAUAUCUCUUUCUGAUGAGACAGGAAAAGAAUCGGUGUCUUCUAGUUAAAUAUGGGUAUUUCAUUGGAGGGGAUUUUUUAAAAGCAUCGAAGGAGCAAAUCGUGUGCGGAGGUUGCCGUGUCUGGGUGCAUUCACAAGGGGGGUGUUUUUGCCCAGUCAGACUUUCGGAGCUAAAAGCUGCAAACCUCGCUUGUCCUGUUUAUCCAGAGGGGCACUGACCCCUGUACUGCGGUUAUAACCGGUUGUGAGCCGGCCCUUUGUUCAUUCCUGCACACCAUUUGCUUUUGAAUCAAUAAAAAAGCACCAGUAGCACGGCCUGA
Messenger RNA from Varanus komodoensis (Komodo dragon), 2510 nucleotides. RefSeq names its product zinc finger protein 287-like. The record is from RefSeq and is a predicted model, not a curated record. The transcript is spliced from 3 exons. The coding region runs from base 33 to 1703 and encodes 556 amino acids. Gene Ontology annotation, biological process: regulation of transcription by RNA polymerase II. NCBI's taxonomy places the organism in Eukaryota, Metazoa, Chordata, Lepidosauria, Squamata, Varanidae. Gene Ontology annotation, molecular function: RNA polymerase II cis-regulatory region sequence-specific DNA binding; DNA-binding transcription factor activity, RNA polymerase II-specific.